This is a messenger RNA of Diversispora eburnea, 147 nucleotides long. NCBI's taxonomy places the organism in Eukaryota, Fungi, Glomeromycota, Glomeromycetes, Diversisporales, Diversisporaceae. The record is from the annotation of a GenBank genome assembly.
AGUGAUAGUGAUGAUGAUGAAGUACUUCCAGUAUCAGUUAAAGAUGCAAUUAGUGGGUUGAAAACUUUUAUUAAAUAUUUUGAACAGCAAAAUGAUAAUUCUGAUUUUAAUAUAGAUGAUUUGCAAAUAUUUAGAAAAUAUUUAUGA